AAAAUGUCUUCAGAAGGAGAACCUAAAUUCGUCGAUGCGUUAAAGACUGUCAAAAUUGAAGACUUUAAAGACGUCAACAAGAUUCCUUGUGCUCGCAAUGCUUUACUUUACGGCAUGGCUGCUGGUGUGACAAUGGGUGCACUUCGUUUUGUUAGCAAACGUAGAGUU
Mucor mucedo is the source of this 168-nucleotide messenger RNA. RefSeq lists its product as uncharacterized. Lineage: Eukaryota; Fungi; Mucoromycota; Mucoromycetes; Mucorales; Mucoraceae. The record is from RefSeq and is a predicted model, not a curated record. Gene Ontology annotation, cellular component: mitochondrial inner membrane; mitochondrion. Gene Ontology annotation, biological process: mitochondrial respiratory chain complex IV assembly. The transcript has 3 exons. The annotation marks the transcript as partial.